Messenger RNA from Recurvomyces mirabilis, 873 nucleotides. RefSeq lists its product as uncharacterized. NCBI's taxonomy places the organism in Eukaryota, Fungi, Ascomycota, Dothideomycetes, Mycosphaerellales, Teratosphaeriaceae. The record is from RefSeq and is a predicted model, not a curated record. The transcript is spliced from 2 exons. The coding region runs from base 1 to 873 and encodes 290 amino acids.
AUGACAAAUCGGGUCGCCAGGCCUCGCGUGAGCUCGCUCCUCGCUAGGCGUAAUCGACAUGGCGUGUAUCUCACCAGACUAGGUGUGCAGAAGCUCACAGCUUAUGUCCGCCAAACCAAGGACCGUCGCAAGUACGGACUACGCGGGCAGAGAGAAAGGCCAGCAACACCGUCGCUGGAGCCAGCUUCGCCAAUCAUUGUGCCAGAAUCCGAAGCGACCACAUCAUCACGCGAAUCAACUCCAUGUCUGCUCCGUUUGAUCACUCCGCCACUGCCUCCGCCUCCGACUCCGGAAUCACUACCUCCAUCUCCAGUGACCAGAUCGCCACCCACGCCACCGAGCUCGGAGCUGCCUAGUUCACGCGAGCUGGAGCUGUACAACCGCAUCGCCGAGCUCGAGGAGGCCAAGCAAGAGUCCGCCUGCGUCCUGGCCUACAAUCUCGACUACAACCUCCAAGAACUCACAGCACUCUUCCGCGAGCACGACGACAUCGUGCACGAUUUGCUCGAACACUGCGAAGCCCGCUACGAACGCCUCCGAGACUGUCACUUGGCCGCUGCACACGACACAUGCAAGCGGCGCCACGAAUUCCUCUACCGCAGGCUAUCACAAGCCAUCACGCUCCUGAACGAGAUCACUACUCUGCCCGAUUAUUCCGAUGAAGAUCCGCAGGACAUCGUCGAUGGCAAAUUCCCGGCCAUCAUGGAUUAUGGCAAGAUCGUCCGCUGGAUUGGCAAGCUGGAGAUCGAGGCUGAGGAUGCCUUAGGUGCGACUGGGGCGGUCAAUCUGCGUGGAAAUGUUCAACAGCUGCGGCGUCGUGGCUAUGGCUUGACACCAGCUGCUCGCACUGCUCGGCGUGCAGCACAGACUUGA